Molecule: messenger RNA, 466 nt
Organism: Colossoma macropomum (tambaqui)
Lineage: Eukaryota; Metazoa; Chordata; Actinopteri; Characiformes; Serrasalmidae
Product: prostate stem cell antigen-like
Exons: 4
Coding region: 1-447 (148 amino acids)
Source: RefSeq, a predicted model, not a curated record
AUGGGUGGUGGACCAGCAGAACUUACUGUGAAGAGCUGUGCAACAGCUGAGCAGUGUGUCACUGGGAGCCUAAACCUGGGACUUCUGAAAAUCAACUCGAAAUGCUGCAGCACUGAUCUCUGCAACAGCAACAAAGCACCAGCUUUGUCUCUAAAUGGGAAGAAGUGUUACGCCUGUGCUGAUGACGACUGCACAAGAACCAUGAACUGUGAGGGAGAUGAAGAUCAGUGCAUCAGCGCCAGAGUUAGUCUUGGUGGUGUUCAAAUGGAAAUGAAAGGAUGUGCGAGCAGAAGUUUCUGUUCUUCAGAAACAUCAAGCAUGAAGGCAGCUGGAAUCACUGGAAGGGUGAGCUGCUGUGAGGGGGAUAUGUGUAACAGUACUGAGGGGGUUAAACUGAGUCUCCUCAUCAUGCUGGUUCCUCUGAUCUCCUCCAUCCUCUUCAUCUGAACUCUCUGCUGCUCAAACA